Cylindrotheca closterium is the source of this 240-nucleotide messenger RNA. The record is from the annotation of a GenBank genome assembly. Lineage: Eukaryota; Bacillariophyta; Bacillariophyceae; Bacillariales; Bacillariaceae.
AUGGGAGUCUUUGCAAAACUAAAACAGAAGAGCGCAGUAGCAGAAGGCUUGGCAGGAAGUGUCAGGGACAAUCCUAAUCCACAAUGGCAACCCCCACCAAAACAGCAUGUGGAGCUCGGCACUAUCGACUACGUCAAUCUGACUGCCGACGGCAAACAUGGCGACUUUGACGCCGCCAUUAAUAUUGCGAGAUUGACUGGAAAGACCAUCUUUGCCAACUUUGUAGAGUGGUCCGGGUGA